Diachasmimorpha longicaudata is the source of this 626-nucleotide messenger RNA. RefSeq names its product trafficking protein particle complex subunit 2-like protein. Gene Ontology annotation, cellular component: TRAPP complex; cytoplasm; nucleus. The record is from RefSeq and is a predicted model, not a curated record. The coding region runs from base 127 to 543 and encodes 138 amino acids. NCBI's taxonomy places the organism in Eukaryota, Metazoa, Arthropoda, Insecta, Hymenoptera, Braconidae. The transcript is spliced from 5 exons. Gene Ontology annotation, biological process: endoplasmic reticulum to Golgi vesicle-mediated transport.
CGUUCGUGAUAAGAGAGAGAGACGAAACACUGUUUUAGACGUGCUGUCAAUUUUUAUCUCUAUCUGUCACUACAUUGUUAUUGAUAUUGGUGUUUAACAACAAUUCGAUGAGAUACUUUCUACGAAAUGGCAGUUUGCAUUGCAGUAAUUGGCAAAGAAAAUUCUCCAAAAUACAUAAAAUGUGCCUCUGAGGACAUGGCCCUGAAGUUUCACUACAAAGUUCACACGUCGAUAGAUAUAAUCGAAGAAAAAUUGAAUAUUGGCAACAAAGCAGCUACUGACAGCCGAGAAUUAUUCUUGGGGCUUCUGUACUCUACCGAGGAACACAAAAUAUUUGGCUAUGCCACGAAUACAAAAGUGAAAUUUGUGGUGAUCUUGCAGUCCUCAAAUGCAUCUUUCCGAGAUAAUGAUGUGAGAAUGAUUUUCAGAAAGCUUCAUGUGGCAUAUUCCAAUGCAGUUUGCAAUCCCUUUGACAUUCCAGGAGGUCAAAUCAAAUCAAGAGCAUUUGACUCAUCAGUGAAUGAAAUAAUGGGACUGGCAUAAUCUCUUAUGUUACCAAUACUCUUUUUUGUAAAUAAAUCACACUAAGCUAAUGAGAACAAAAUAAAAAACAUUACGAAAAUGAC